Pan troglodytes (chimpanzee) is the source of this 2050-nucleotide messenger RNA. RefSeq names its product spermatogenesis associated 22 (gene SPATA22). NCBI's taxonomy places the organism in Eukaryota, Metazoa, Chordata, Mammalia, Primates, Hominidae. The transcript has 10 exons. Bases 346 to 1407 code for a protein of 353 amino acids. The record is from RefSeq and is a predicted model, not a curated record. Gene Ontology annotation, biological process: homologous chromosome pairing at meiosis; gamete generation; meiotic DNA repair synthesis.
GCGCUUUCUUCGCGGGCGGGAAGGGCGGCGGUUGCUGACGGGGCUGCCUGGACGACGGUUGACGGAGGCGAGGGAAACUGAGGGCGAAAGUUGUGCGUCGUGUUGGCAGGAGGGCCUAGAAGGGAAAGACUGUGCGUUGAUACCAAACUGCCCCCACUCCGUGGGCGGGUCAGGAGAGGCCUUUGGAAGAGCGUCUCAACUCUGACUGGAGCCUCUUCUCUCCCACCGCGGUCAGGAGCCAAAACAGGCCGCCAUUUGAGGCCGUGGUUUUUGUCUAGUGGGACAAUGUCAUAUUAUAAAUUUGGAAUGCUGAAGAGAAAAUUAUAGAUUUUGAUAUUGAAGGAAAUGAAGCGAAGCCUAAAUGAAAAUUCAGCUCGAAGUACAGCAGGCUGUUUGCCUGUUCCAUUGUUCAAUCAGAAAAAGAGGAACAGACAGCCAUUAACUUCUAAUCCACUUAAAGAUGAUUCAGGUAUCAGUACCCCUUCUGACAAUUAUGAUUUUCCUCCUCUACCUACAGAUUGGGCCUGGGAAGCUGUGAAUCCAGAGUUGGCUCCUGUAAUGAAAACAGUGGACACCGGGCAAAUACCACAUUCAGUUUCUCGUCCUCUGAGAAGUCAAGAUUCUGUCUUUAACUCUAUUCAAUCAAAUACUGGAAGAAGCCAGGGUGGUUGGAGCUACAGAGAUGGUAACAAAAAUACCAGCUUGAAAACUUGGAAUAAAAAUGAUUUUAAGCCUCAAUGUAAACGAACAAACUUAGUGGCAAAUGAUGGAAAAAAUUCUUGUCCAGUGAGUUCGGGAGCUCAACAACAAAAACGAUCAAGAAUACCUGAACCUCCUAACUUAUCUCGCAACAAAGAAACCGAGCUACUCAGACAAACACAUUCAUCAAAAAUAUCUGGCUGCACAAUGAGAGGGCUAGACAAAAACAGUGCACUACAGACACUUAAGCCCAAUUUUCAACAAAAUCAAUAUAGGAAACAAAUGUUGGAUGAUAUUCCAGAAGACAACACCCAGAAGGAAACCUCAUUGUAUCAGUUACAGUUUAAGGAAAAAGCUAGUUCUUUAAGAAUUAUUUCUGCAGUUAUUGACGGCGUGAAGUAUUGGCGUCAACACGCACAGAAAACUGUACUUCUUUUUGAAGUAUUAGCUGUUCUUGAUUCAGCUGUUACACCUGGCCCAUAUUAUUCGAAGACUUUUCUUAUGAGGGAUGGGAAAAAUACUCUGCCUUGUGUCUUUUAUGAAAUCACAUGCCACAAAAUGUUGAAUGAAGAUAGGCAGCGUUGGCAAGGAGAGUUUCUGAAACUUCGACUGGAGGGCUCUGCGUGUUCCGGCAGGAAUGGUUUGCCUUCACAUCUCUUCCUGGCUCGCUGUUACCACCUCCAAUUCUGGCAUCUCUCCAGCUGCUGAAGCCCCAGAAUGAACUUCUGCUCAUCUGAUCCACUGUAUAAAUAGUUUCUGGGUUUAUGCACCGGUACUCAACCUUAUUGCCUGUCCGUUUAAUAGCUCAUAGUCUCUUAAUCCCUGCAGUCUUUGGCAUCCUGUCUGGGCUUGAGUAUUUAUUAUGUAGUAGGUGAGUGAAAAAAGCCUGAGAUACUUGGAAGUGACUAAUUUUGUAGAUAAAGAAUCAAAACUUGAACAGAUCUGUAGGCUAAAAAUAGCAGAGACUGAAUUAAAACUUUGAUCUCCAUAUAUUCUGUUGAAAGUUCUCUUCAUUCAACUGUACUGCCUUUUGCAUUUCUGAAACUCAUUGCACCCACAGUCAUUAUCACUCUGUUUAGUUUUGAAUUCUUUGAUGAUUAACUGGAUGCAGGGAAGGAGGCAAAGCUACUGGGCCUAACUCUAUGGCCUCUGGCAAGUCACCUAACCUGUCAUCUGUGAAGCGAGAAUAAUAAAAGCUGGCCUUCCUAUUUUCUAAUCCUGGUCCUGGUUGUCACUGUGGGUUACAUUCAACUGUGCCACUGAAAAAUUCAAAUGAGAACACAGAUUUUAAAAUUGCUUUGUAAAUAUUGUUAUGUGCUAAUAAAAUAAUAAGAUAAAAUAUACUACUGUU